CAAUAUUGUAGAAUCGGAGUUCUUGUUUCUGUAUCGUCCAGGAAGAAAGUUUCCUCAGCAGUCGGAGCUCAGUCCCAGCAAACAGUCCGUCUCCUAGCGACACUUCACUGCCGACCAAUCCCGGCUCCCCUCUGACAUUCCGCAAUGUAAAGCCCCAUUGUGGAGGUGACAGGCCCGUCACACGUGUUCAUUCACACCCAGAUCUGCGACUUCUCCGUACACAUCGCACGGCAACACAAGAACUACAUGUAGCUGUCUUGAUGGUCUUCAGCCUGAAAAGACCCCCGAGAUUUGAUAAGUCGGAGGAAGACGGCGUUAGGGGUGCUGGCCACCGGGAUGAAGCUCUGAGGACAAAACAUCUACAUUGCUGAGAGUCUCCUCCUGGACAUCUGAGGUUGUCUCUUCUUCAUAGGAAAAGUCAUUCUGGGUACAAGGCUGUGAUUGUGACAAAACCUUUAGGAGACAUGAAAGAUAAAAGCGACUGGAAAAUGCAGACUUUCCAUGACCUGCAAUGGACGGGAGUCCGGAGACCCCAGACAGCCAGAUGGAGGAUCCCCAAAUCCGAUUCCAGGAGAGAGAAGUACAGCAAGUCAGCCCAGGAGCCCCUCUGUUCCUAUGAAGCUCAGUCUCUGGGAUUUUCCUCCAGCACGGCGUUCUCCUUUGAAAGCAUCAUCUCCUCUCAGGUCACCGACUUGCAGUCCUCCGGCGGAUCGCACCACGGAUAUUGUAAAAACGGGGGACUCCCGAUGGACCGGAAGCUCCCUCACAUUCACAGCUCCGCCGAUCCCAACAGAAGCAGCAUUUGGGACGGCUCCUCGCCGAUUCUCCAUCACAUCGGAACUCAGAGCCCUCAGACAUACCUCACCUCCGUAGAGAUAAAGGCGCCAUGGUAUAUAUCGGUGCUCCACGAGAAGGAGCGAUGUCUUCUAAAGUUGGGAGAAGAGAUCAAUCGUCUCUCCAGGUUCGAGGUGGAGACGAAGCGGAAGGAUCAGAUCAUUUCAACUCUCAGAAUCGAGAUCUCCGAACUUCAGAGCGACCUCCAGCACCUGAGCCGCCCCCCACAUACCGGCAGAGAGGAGGACAGUUCUUGGGUGGAGCGGUUGGAUGAUGGAAGCCUCCAUAGUACAAACGGAUUCCCUGAAUUCGAGGAAUGCCCCCCCACUCGGGAUGUGACGCGGGAAGUUCUGAAUUCACCAACAAGUCCCCGGGAUCCGUUCAGAAACUUGGAGAGAAAUGUCUCCACCAUAUCCUUGGCUGGGAGCUUCUCUGAGCUACAGAGAGAGCUGCAGAGCCCUCAGAUGGGGGGCGAGCAGAUCUUACAUGACGAUGAGAUUGCGGCACACACAUUAGAUGGAGAGAAAACAGCGGAACCAGAGAAGGAGGAGGAGGAUGAGGAUGAGGAGGAGGAGGAGGAUGUUGGAUCUGUGGAUGAUUCCCAGGAACAAAUUCCGGAAGUACAGAAACUUCAGGAGGAAUUGGAGGUCAUCAGGAAGGAUUAUAACAUUUCACAAGGCGUCAUUUCCUCUCUGCAGAGAACAAUCUCCUCCCACCAAUCAAAACUCAGAAAAUGCGAGUCUGAGAAAGAAGAUUUACAGAGAACGCUGCUAGAGAGAGGAGCGCAGCUGCAGGCCAUGUCCAGCAAGUUUUCCAGCAUGCGGGAGGAAAGGAAACACGAAGAGGUGAUGGCGGCGAUGGAGAAGGAGAACUAUGACCUGAGAGAGCUGGUGUCUGAGAUGAGAUCGGAGGUGAGCCGGAGGAACGAUCUGAUUGGUGAGCUGAAGAGCGACGCCCAGAGGCUGCAGAGGGAGGUCCUGGAGGUCCAGAGCCAAGUGAGGAAAAAGGAAGGAGAGAAGAACCGGAUAGAGAGCAAAGCCGGGGAGCUGGCGACCUCCGAGCAACGCGCCCGGGUGACCCUGGAGGCAUUACAGUCCAGGUUUGAGAGAUUCCGCAGCAAAAUCAUACAAGCCGCCUACACAGCGCCGGGGUUCAGGGGCCCGCAGGUGGAGGUCCCCGAUAAUGACAUCCUGGAAACCAUGCAGAAAAUAAUCGCAGAGCGCUCGGAUUUUCACCAGCAGCUCAAGCAGAAAGGAGUGAAAGUUCCGCCAUUGCACCAAUCAGAGACCUCCCACCCCGCCGCCAAACACCCCUCCUCCAGGAAGAAAGCACAAUGAAGGAGAUCCUCGGGGGCGUGUGAUCACAUGACCGACAAUGGACACUCCUCCUUCCUACCACUAUAAGUGCCUGUGCUGCUCGCAGCAACCAAUCAGCUUCUUCCUUUCCUAAAGUACAUUUCUGGUAUCCAGGUGAUUAAUUGGUGAGCACAGGAACCGCCCAUUGUAAUGACGCUAUAUUGUCAAAAGUAUUGGAACGCCGGCCUUUACACGCACCGGUAGCAAAUCAUGGAAAGGCGGGCGAUUCCUAUUGGUUGUGGAAGUACAAAUCCCAGCAUGCCUCCGGAGAAGUUCCAUGUGAUGAUGUCACCCGUCCCGAUGUGACGUCAUUUGUACAUUUGUAAAAAUAAAUAGAAAUAAAAUAAUUUGAUGAA
Rana temporaria (common frog) is the source of this 2545-nucleotide messenger RNA. RefSeq names its product coiled-coil domain containing 27 (gene CCDC27). The coding region runs from base 465 to 2171 and encodes 568 amino acids. The record is from RefSeq and is a predicted model, not a curated record. NCBI's taxonomy places the organism in Eukaryota, Metazoa, Chordata, Amphibia, Anura, Ranidae. The transcript has 13 exons.